AUGGCAACCAUGAUCAGGUCAAAAGAAGAUGAACGUGCAGGGGCUGAAAUUGUGUAUGGCCCUGAAGAGUGCCAUCGCCACUCCAUGGAGCUUCUUGAAGAGCUAGGAUUCCCUAAAGGCGUCCUCCCUCUGAAAGAUCUUGAAGAGUGUGGAAGGGUCAAAGAAACUGGGUUUGUUUGGAUGAAACAAAAGGCCCCAUAUGAGCAUUUUUUUGUUGGAUCCAACACAAAAGUAAGCUAUGCCACAGAGGUGACUGGUUAUGUAGAGAGGUUCAAGAUGAAGAAAAUGACUGGGAUUAAGAGCAAGCAGAUGUUCUUAUGGGUGCCAAUAUCUGAAAUGAGCAUCGAAAAUCCUUCAAGCAAGAAAAUUAUCUUCAAGACUCCAAUGGGGAUUGGCAAGUCUUUCCCUAUCUCUGCUUUCAUGACCGAUGAGGAGAAGCAGGAACAGCAGAAAAAGCUGGAUGAAGUCCAUGAAUGA
This is a messenger RNA of Dovyalis caffra, 477 nucleotides long. NCBI's taxonomy places the organism in Eukaryota, Viridiplantae, Streptophyta, Magnoliopsida, Malpighiales, Salicaceae. The record is from the annotation of a GenBank genome assembly.